Messenger RNA from Trichomonas vaginalis G3, 2034 nucleotides. Its product is annotated as glycosyltransferase family. The coding region runs from base 1 to 2034 and encodes 677 amino acids. The record is from RefSeq and is a predicted model, not a curated record. The transcript has a single exon. NCBI's taxonomy places the organism in Eukaryota, Parabasalia, Trichomonadida, Trichomonadidae.
AUGCUGCGCGAAAGGAGAAAGUGGUUUCAUGUUAAACGGCUAUUAUUAAGACAUCCAUCACUCAUAUUUUCGUUUAUUUUAGGCAUUAGUUGCUUAAUUUACGGGAUUGCAUCACUUGCUUAUGCAAAAAAUUUUGCUCGUGUAAGAGAUUUGACGAAAAAGAAUAAAUGGCUUGAAAUUACAAUCCCAUCAACCAAAAAAUCUCCUGAUAGUGCAAAAUUUAUUUACAAAAAACUAAAAAGAGAUGAAGAUAACUGCAUUGAUAGAAAAUUUUAUCAUCACGAAGUUCGCCGCAUAUUUGAUUACGAAUCAUCGAAAGAUGACUAUGAUUCAAAGCGAAUGCUGAUAAUUGGAUCACACACAUCCAUCGGAGCAGCGCUUGUUCGCAAAUAUCAAAGGAAAAACAUCCCGUAUACGGCUGUUAAGAGCAUCAUUGAUUUUGAUAUAUAUGGGCAUAGUAGCGACGACUAUUUUGCAAACCUAUCAUUCAAAAGCGCCUUCAUUGUUUAUCAACCUGAGAUUAAACGUCAUUCAGUAGUAAAUCAGAAAUUAGAAAUGGUCAAAGCAGUUCACAAAUACUUCGAUUCUUUACUCCAAUACUUAAUGAACAAAGGAAUUCCUUUUGUUAUCGCAUUACCUCAAGCAAACUCUCCGCAAAUACUCAAAGUUGUCAUGCAAUAUGGUGGAUUAUACGUUGAUGUACCUUAUACAGUUGAUAGCAAAGCUGUUGAUGAUUUAGAUAAUCCAUUAAUGCGAGCAGCAAGAGAAUGUGAUGCAGUUGGCCACACAAAGGUAUUUAUCAAAAAAGGAUCAGAAGUACAUAGCAUGGAUGCAGAUAUUGCUGCAAAAUUUUUGAGAAAACAGAUGAAAGAAGGAAAACAAGGCCAUUUCUCAAUUCAUGGUGCAACAAAUAUCUCUAUGAAGGAAGCUAUUCUUACUGUUGUUCCUCAAACGUGUAAUGUAACUUUUCUCGAAUAUCCAAUGGUAAAUGAAACUUCUCCGCUUUCAGAACAGACUGCAUUAGUAGGAGAUCCGAACGCUGAUGUCAAGGAAAUGCUUAAAGAAGAAUUUAAACACUUCCAAAACGUUUGGGAUAAAAAACCAUACCUUUCCUUAGUCGUAGUUGGCCGAAACGAUAAUUUUAGUAACGGUUUCCUAGCGCGUACGAACAAUUUCGUCAAAGCUCUUGAAUAUAAUUUACUUGCAGGGCCAUUAGCGAAUUUUGAAGUUGUUUUCGUAGAUUACGCGCCACCAGGAAACAAGCCAAAGCUUCAAGAUGUUGUCGAUAUACCUAUUGCCCUUCAAAACAGGUUCAGAUUCAUAACAGUUCCUGUAUUAACUCAUUAUCAUCUGGCCAGAAAGCUCAAUACUACAAUGCAAUUCCUGGAAUAUAUCGCUAAGAAUAUAGGAAUCAGGAGAGCAUCAGGAAAAAUGAUUGCUGCUUUAAAUCCAGAUGAUAUUAUUUCUCCAGAGAUAUUUGAAGCGGCCGCUGGUAAGCAAUUCAACAGAGGAACUUUAUAUAGAGUGUUCAGAUGGGAUCUAAGAGAGAAUUGGGAAAGUAAUUUAACAAUAGAUGAAAUUAUGCCGAAAAUGGGAUCUCAAUCCGACGUUAGAACGAUUCCGAACAUAAAAGAAAGGUGUGGAACCCUUGUUGUCCAUACCCAAAUCAUUGAUGAUCAACCUUCAUUCAAAGAAUACGCAAUUCUCUGCGGAUCCGGUGAUUUUAUAAUGCUUUCUAAGGAUCUCUGGGGUGCGAUCGGUGGUUUCCAUGAAUAUCCUGGCAAUCCAAACGUUGAUGCUGCAUUUAAUGGAAAAAUGAUGCGUUUGCUAAACGGAUACGUAUCAUAUACACUUGAUGCACCACUUCUGCACCAACAUCAUAUUAGAAAGAACGUUCAAAGACCUUGUAUGCAAGAUCAUGAGCAAAUUAUCAAUGAUUACAUAUGUAAUGGCUCAUCCCCACUACUUGUUAACUAUCCUGAUAUGCCUGAUUGGGGUCUUGCUAACGAACAAUUUGAAGAAGUUAGAAGAUAA